Molecule: messenger RNA, 5738 nt
Organism: Sorex araneus (European shrew)
Lineage: Eukaryota; Metazoa; Chordata; Mammalia; Eulipotyphla; Soricidae
Gene: BEND2
Product: BEN domain containing 2
Exons: 17
Coding region: 1-2376 (791 amino acids)
Molecular function (GO): DNA binding
Source: RefSeq, a predicted model, not a curated record
AUGGAGGAGGGAAGACGUCCUGCAGACCGGGAGCCUGGACAGAGCCCGCCGCCCGUGCUGCGGGGCGCGGAGCCGAGCUCGGAGCCCGCGGAGCCCGCCAGCGACUCUUCCACAGAUUACAUCAUUGUGACUAUUGAGGAUAGUGAUGACGAUAUCACUGAGGAUGAGGAUGAGGAAGUUAUAGUAAUAGAAGAAACUGAAGAAGAUUCUGCUUCUGAAGUUGAAGAUUUUAUGCCUAUACAACCAGCUUCUCAAGUGGUAGAUAUUGAACCCAGAGCCAUGCCCGAAUUUGAAAGAUACGAAGUGAUAGGUAACCAGCUAGUUCCAAUAAGGGACGCAACAGAUAUACCAAGAAAUGACACCAUUUUGGAGGAAGGGACAUAUAUCCCAUUGCAGAAGAGACAGCGACUCUCUAAUUCAGGGGAGAAUACUCAGGGAAAUAGUUACUUCUUGAUACCAGUGGAAAUACGGAACAGAACUGACAAUGGAAACACUGUGAGAGCAUCUGUUCUGCUAGAUAGGCUGAUCCUCAUGGAAAACCCAGAAACUCCCCGAAUAAUCUCCACACGCUCACUGGCGCAGCAGUGGGGAUCAGAUGCAUCAGAAGUCACCCCUAGGACUAUGAAUUGCAGUACUUUGCUGAUAAAUCGCAGUGAACAACCUUCAUCAUCUGGCAGUGUCCCACCAAAUUGUGUUGAAAAAUUCAUACUGGUUGAAAUGCCAGAAAUUUCAGAAAACACACUGGAAGAAAGCCUUAAGACAAUUAAUUCUUCAACAUUAGUGGGAAAUGAUGGUGGCGAAUCCUCAUCUGGUGGGAUCCCACCCAAUUUUGAUGCUGAAAAAUUAAUACUUAUUGAAGUGCCAGGAAACAGAGAAAGCAGCCUGGAAAAUGAUUCUGAGAAAAUGUAUUAUCCAGCUUUAUUGGGAAAUAUCAAUAACCCCAACGCUGACACUUCAUCUGUCCCCAUUCCGCCCAAUUGUGCAUUAGAAAAAGUUAUACUUGUAGAUGAGCCUACAAAUGUAGAGCCCAGUGUGCAAGAGAAUUCCCAGCCUCCGAGUCAGCCAACUGCUUCGAGUACCCUGAAGCCUACCUGCUAUAUCUCGGUCAUGCCCAAUUUGGAGGUGGUGGUCAAAACAGAAAACGGCGUGCAGAAGAACACUCAGGUGGUGAAUUGCCCAUUUUUCUUGGAAAAUAGGAGUGGUCAAGAUAUUUCGUGCUUUUUCUUGCCUGCCAAUUUUGAGUUGAAACCAGAAACAAGUCAGUCAACUUUAAGGAAAACUAAUGGUGCCCCAGAUGAUAAUUCAGAGUCUUUGGUCUCCACUGAGGGUGUUGAAAUAAUAAAAACAGAAGAUGAGGAAAACCUCGCUGGGACAUCGAAACAGCCAACUACACCGGGAGAUGACAGUGAUCAAGGUUGUGCCUUAUCAUCUUACAGUACUACCUCCUUUUUGGCUUAUCUUGGUGAUCCAAGAAGAAAUGUCAGGAUACUUAGUCAUCAUUUGACAAUUGCACAACAGAAGAGCAGUCCUGAGCAUGCAAUCUGCUACCUGGUUGGCAUUGUGUUCUCAAACGAAAUCAUGGCUUACAGUUCAUCAGAAACCAAAAAUAACCAACCCCUGGAUUCAAACAAAGUGGCUGCAAUCAGAGAAUAUGUGGCAACUGUCUUUCCCAACUAUGACUUGUGUGAAGGUGGAAAACACUGGGAAAACUGCUUUUCUGAUAUUAGAUCUCUGGUGACCUGUAUUUGUUCUGAAGCCAAAGCAUUAACCCAUCCUGAUGACAACAGUCAAGACCUUCUUACACCCCUAUCUGCAGCAAUGAGGGAAAUAGAUGGUCCUGGUGAAAGCAGUUCCCAGAUGUUUCAGCCAGCACUUGCCUCACAAAGAAAGAGAAAAAUUCCUCAGUACACAGCUGUUGUCAUUGGAGAAACAAGUGGAAAUUCCAAUGGUGGUUCAGUGGCAUUGUCUGAAAUGUUCGGUUAUUUUGGAAAUCCAUGUAGAAACAUACUGCUGUCGAUUGAAGUUAUGACUGUAGCAAAAAACAAACCUCGCCCAGAGCUGUCAGCCAGAUACCUUAUUCGCAGACUGUUCUCAGAUGAGGUCCUGAUAAGAAGCAAUGUCUACGGCCAUGUGACUCUUGGCAUAAAUCCCCUUAAUGCCAAUAAGAUUGGUGCUCUUCGAGAGUUCCUCCAGGAGGCCUUUCCAGAUCGUGACCUAUCAGAAAGUGGAAGUGACUGGAAGUUGUGUGUGACCGCUAUCAAUAGCUGUAUUCGUAGUCUCAGGCAUGACUGCAGGAAGGGCAAACUCAAGUUGACUCAGGAAACUAUCCCAACAGAAGAGUCAAGAGAUUCUGACUCAAGUGAUGAAAGCUCUUAAAUGUCAAUCAUUCAGCUUUUCCUUUAAACUGUAAUAUCUUUAAGUUUUCUAAGUUGAUAUUUUAAAAUUAUCUGGUUGUAAUGGUGAUAUAGUUCUGUAUUUACACUUGGAGACUUAGUCACUUUCCUGCCCACAGUAAAGGCAGAAUUGCAUUUGGAAGACAUGUUACACUUUAUCUCUUGAGCAAAAUUAUAGACACUGUUCUGAUGAGCACUUACUAUUAAUGGAUUUUUUAGGGCUUUAGUACCCAUAAGUUUUCAUACCUCUUAUUAAUGCAGGAUGAGGAUAAUAUGUUUAUUUCUCAGUGCCAGAUGAAAUCUGAGCAUCAGUGAAGCAAAUAUGUUUGAGUAAUUGGAUAGUCAAGCCAUAAUGCUUUGUGAACUUUUAUUAUUUGUCAAGUGAAUGGUCACUUACAGAGCUCUACCAUUUAAGAAUGGAGGUAUGGUUUACAUACCACCAAAACAUUCAUUGUCUGUCUUAAGUAUCCAUCAGAAGAUUCAUUGACAGUCAUAAUAAUGCUGUGUCAACUUCAUUUGUUAAGUGAAUGGUCAUUUACAGAGCUCUACCAUUUAUGAAUGGAGGUAUGGUUUACAUACCACCAAAAUAUUCAUUGACUUUGUUAUGUAUCCAUCAGAAGAUUCAUUGACAGUCACCAUAAUGCUGUGUCAACUCUAUUUGUCAAGUGCAUGGUCACUUACAGAGCUUUAUCAUUUAAGAGUGGAGGUAUGGUUUACAUACCACCAAAACCCUCAUUGACUGUCUUACGUAUCCAUCAGUAGAAGAUUCCUUGACAGUCAUCAUAAUACUGUGUCCACUUUAUUUGUCAAGUGAAUGGUCAUUUACAGAGCUCUACCAUUUAAGAAUGGAAGUGUGGUUUAUGUACCACCAAAACACUCAAUGACUUUGUUAAGUAUCCAUCUGUAGAAGAUUCAUUGGAUUGACAGUCACAUGGUUUGACUGAAGCUUUCUAGAGAUGAGACAAUAUUCUUUUGAUUACUCCUGAGAAUAGCAUUCUUUCAAUUACCUCCUGAUAAUACUUUAUCAAAGAGGUUUGCUAAUAGUCACAUAGAAAAUUCUGCCCAGAGGUUUUGAUUCCACUCAAGUAAGUUGUGAAUCACUCCAGUGAAAAAGAAUUGGACUAAAUUUAGGCACUAACUUUUGUUUUUUGUUUCUGAAAUGACUGGUUGAAGAUUUUCAUGUUGACAGUAUUUUUCUGAUUGCUUCUACCGUAUCAUAAGAUUCAAUUGCACACACAUUUAAAUCUGUGUGAUUUAAUGCUGACAGAAGUUUUGAAGAACUAAAAAAAUUAAUGCAUUCGGUUCUUGGGAUUUUAUUUUUAAUCAUUAAAAAAACUUUCUCAAAUUUUAACCCUCAAUUUUGAUACUUUUUUUGAGGUAACAUUUAAGACUGUCUUAAGAGUACAGUCUUAAGCUCUCAAAAUGUAUGUCACUAUGCCACGCCUACCUCCCAAGUAUCCCUCCACUGCAGUCCACUGGACUCUCAUCCCUCUCAGCCUCCUCCCCACUCCUGCCCACCUGCAACCAUAAUUUUCAGAGUUCAAGGUUUUCUUUGAUUUUUUUGAGUCCAAUUUUUUCUUUCUUUUGCUCUUCUGUUUCCUUACUUUGAAUUUGGUCCUCUCAUAAAAUAUUUGCCUUUGUUAUGCUUUUCUUGAAGGCAGGAGUCAAACCUAGCAGUGCUUGGGAAUCACUUUGAGCCAUAUCCCCAGCCCCCUUCUGACAGUUCCUUAGGCAUUUUAUUUCAAAGAAAAUUGACUAUUCAAGCAGUAGAAAAUACUGCAUAAUUUUGAUUUUUGAUCAUUUAAGAACAAUUUUAUCAAUAACAAUUGCCAUCUUUAAGCUUCAGCCUUUCAUUUCAUUACAUUUGUUUUAAUAUAAAGUAGGUUUUUGUAGUUCAAAAGUGAAUUAUUUUCCUUGGGCGAGUUCAGUCUUUAGUUAUGGUAAUUUGCAUAUAACACAUGGUCUUGUUUUAGAUAACUGAUGUUAAUUGGCGAAGUAAUAAGUAGGUCAAAUAGUAUAAUUUGAGUAACAGUAGGCAAGUUAUUUUUGUGCACUUUGAGACUUUACAAUAGUUUUAUAUGAAUAAUAUUUAGACUACAGACAUAUUUCAUAUUCUGUAGCUUUGGAAAAGUAAAUUAAACUUUAGUUUUGAGUACUUUAGUGUGUUGUAGUGUAACUCGUUCUGUAAAGAUAAACUAAAUGUUUUAGGUUUUAAAGAUUAGUCUUAAAAAAAAUUGCAGUUUUUACUUUUAGCUUAAUAAAACUACUAUUUUUACAUGACUCUUUAUGCUUUUAGAUCCCACAUAUCUUUAUACUUUAAGUUACCAUAGGUCUUUAUACCAUAGAUCUUAUACCAUUAAGAUACAGCAGUGGUCUUAAAAUGUAGAUAAUUUGAUCCCCCCAAAAAAACUUUCAUAGAGGCAAAAUACUUGAUCAAAAUGAUUCAAAUAAAUUUAUAUUUGGUUUUACCUUCACCAUUCACUUAACAAAUAACUGUACAAAUUACUGUUAAUAGAGCUAAUGUGGAAAAAUAAAGUUGUAGCCUGUGAAAGGUUAAAUUUCAGUUUUUGUAUGCAGAUUUCAGAUAGCAUUUUUCUUUUGUUGUCUGAAAUAUUCCCUGAAUUAGAAGGAAACUAAAAAGCUUAUUUUACAAAACUAAAAACUUUAUAUUGACAUUUUUUCCAAGUUUUAUAUGUGGUUAACUUAAUUAUGGUGGUUUCUUAAAUAAGUAGACUAACCCAUUUUCUACUAUGCUGGUAAUUUUCCAUAGUUUCACAUUUUCUUGUAUGGUAAGUAGUUACUAGGUAGCUAAAUAUGACUACAUCACUGGAAAUGUGGUUAAUUAGGGAAAUACAAUUUAAAUUUUAUCUUUCUGCCUUAUGUGGAUAGAGAGUUCAGUAUUGGAUAUCAUAAUUUAGAAUAUUUAAAGUGCCUAAAAUGUUUACCAUGAUUUGAAUCUUAUACAUGUAACUUAUUUAAAAUUACACUUGACAAAAUAAAUUUCAUAAAGUGCUUUGUAUUUUAUUUCAAACAAACUUGGAACUUUUAAAUGUAAAUUUUAUCGAUAUACUUGUAUUUUACAGUAAUUUGAAAUUUCCAGAGUCAGUCUUUCCACCUCUGUGUUAACUACACCCCACCAAAGUUGUACCCUCACACUAUUCAGAUGACUCUCUCUACUUGUUCCUCUCAUUCCACCUUCCAUUUCCCUCUGGUAACUACCAUAUUUAGAUUCCACUGGUUAUAAUUAGACCUUUUCUGUCUUCAAAAUUGUUUAAGCUUUUGAGUUUAUUUCCUGACACCACCAAAAUUGUGUUAUUGUAUUAGUACAAUAUUGAAAAAUUUAAA